UCUACCUCUGUCGCUCCCUCAGUCCGUCUCUUUUUGGCGCAUUUAAUUUGAAAGCCUGCCCCGAUGCUAUCGUUUGUCGGUUGUAUUUUUUUUCCCCCGUCAAACUACAUGUUUUUCUCUGCAAAACGAAGAAGUUCUGUUUUGAUAGAGGAAACAACAGCCUCCAUAAAGUUCUGUGCGGCAGUUCAAUUUGAAUUUUCGGUAGCAACUGCUGACAAAAAAAGCAGAGCGGGAGAAAAUUGGAAAAUAACCCAAAUAAGGAGUCGCCUACAAGAAUUUCGACUAAUACACAUUAAAGACUAAGGGCUUUCCAAUCGAGGAAACUUGCUCACUCUGACACCUUGACGUUUUGCAAAUUGAAAGUUUUUCGACCCUCUUCUAGUUUUCCAACCCAUUUGCAUUCGUGCCCGGAAUGCGUUCGUUGUGGUUUCUGCUGCUGCUUUCGUUGACUUUCGUCGGCUGUGGCCCAGGUGUUUCAGCUUUGCGUUGCUACCAAUGUGAGGACUGCGAUGAGAACACCCAACUGAGUGAAAUGGAAGUGUGCGAUGGCCCAACUAUGAGUGUCAAUGGACCGGGCACACCUGCCACUUCCAGUUCCAGUCCGAGUCCGAGUCCUGAUCCUGCCGCUCCUGCUCCAGCGGCAUCGCCUUCCUCCGCUGCCCCCGCCCCCUCCUCGCCCGCUUCCUCUGACGUCAGCGAAGAGGAGGAGGACUACGAAAGCGAGGAGCCAGCAGCCGCUGCAACCGGAAACGGAAACGGAAGUGGUGGAGCAGCUGGUGGUGCGACCGGGGAGGUUGUCAGCGAAGAGGAGGAGGAAGAGGACGAGGAGGAGGAGGAGGAGCGGCGCAGGCGGAGAUCGAAUGCCCGACAGGUCGACCUCGAUGUGCCCAUCGCCUCCUGCUACACAGUGAGGCUGAAACUUAACGACACGGUGAUCACCAAGCGGGGAUGCACCACCGCCAGGAUGGGCAAUCAAACAGGUGCCUGUGAUGGACUUCUCGAGAACUGGUCCGUGGCAGGAUGUUCCCUGUGCCAGAACGACGGAUGCAACAAACCCAUUUACGGAUCAUCCAGUCGAAAUAUCGGACAAUCGGGGACAAUCGUGGUGCUCACGCUAAUGGCAUUUAUUGCCCACCAACUGAUGUCACAACCUUAACUGUGGGCAAUCGAUUUAAUAUAGAAAUACAAUAUAUAUAUA
This is a messenger RNA of Drosophila ficusphila, 1198 nucleotides long. RefSeq names its product homeobox protein engrailed-1. The coding region runs from base 413 to 1156 and encodes 247 amino acids. The transcript has 3 exons. Lineage: Eukaryota; Metazoa; Arthropoda; Insecta; Diptera; Drosophilidae. The record is from RefSeq and is a predicted model, not a curated record.